Molecule: messenger RNA, 1863 nt
Organism: Hemiscyllium ocellatum (epaulette shark)
Lineage: Eukaryota; Metazoa; Chordata; Chondrichthyes; Orectolobiformes; Hemiscylliidae
Product: broad substrate specificity ATP-binding cassette transporter ABCG2-like
Exons: 15
Coding region: 1-1863 (620 amino acids)
Cellular component (GO): plasma membrane
Molecular function (GO): ATP binding; ABC-type transporter activity; ATP hydrolysis activity
Source: RefSeq, a predicted model, not a curated record
AUGCAGGGCAGACAUUCAAAAAGCUCCAAUUUGCACUUUCCUGGCCCAAUGCUGUCUUUUAAUAACAUCCGAUAUGUGGUGAAUACAAAAAAGGCAUUCUGCAUCCAGGGAGAAGGAAGAGAAAUCCUGUGUGGUGUCAGUGGUGUGAUGAGACCCGGCAUGAACGCUAUCCUUGGUCCAACAGGGAGCGGCAAGACAUCGCUUCUAGAUGUUUUGGCAAACCGGAAGGAUGCAAAAGGACUCAAAUCGGGUCAAAUUCUAUUGAAUGGCCAACCCGUGAACUCAAACUUUCACCUCCAGUCUGCUUAUGUUGUCCAGGAUGAUAUUCUGAUGGGAACGCUGACUGUAAGGGAAAAUCUGGAGUUUUCAGCCAAUCUUCGGCUGUCUCGAAGAAAGUAUACAUUUGAGGAGAAGCAAGAAAAAGUGAACAAAGUCAUCCAUGAACUUGGCUUACAAGACUGUGCCAAUACCAAGAUUGGCACAGAAUUCAUCCGAGGAAUAUCCGGAGGAGAGCGGAAACGGUGCAGCAUUGGCAUGGAGUUAAUCACUUCACCCUCCCUCCUCUUCCUGGAUGAGCCAACCACAGGCCUCGAUGCAAAUACAGCUGGUUCCAUCAUGCAGCUGCUUCAUGGAUUGACCAGACAAGGGAAGACCAUAAUAUUCUCAAUCCACCAGCCUCGGUAUUCUAUCUAUAAACUGCUGGAUUAUAUAACGUUGAUGAGCAAAGGAGACAUUGUAUAUCAAGGUCCAGGUGCAGAAACUAUUGACUACUUUAAAGAGCUUGGAUAUCAAUGUGAGCCUUACAACAACCCCUCUGAUUUCUUCUUGGAUGUUAUUAGUGAAGCAUCAUGCCUUGAAACUCCAAAUCCAGAGGUUGUGGUCACUUCUCAGCAAGCCAUGGAUCCCAGCACAGAAAAGAAUAUCUUGACCCAACAUUUUCAACAGUCUAAGUAUUAUGACCAAAUCAAUAAUGAACUCAAGUCCUUAUCUGUGCCAAAUGUCUCAAAGUUUUCAACGCAAGUAAAACAUUCAUACGCUACUCCUUUCUGGUAUCAGCUAUACAUCAUGUGUAACAGAACCAUGAAAAACCUUUGCAGAAAUCCUCAGACCUCAGUGGUUCAAGUGUUCAUGAUGAUAACCUUUGGAAUCUUGAAUGGUCUGAUAUAUUAUCAAAUACCAGACACAAUGCCAGAGGCUUUGCAGAACAGAAUUGGCGCAUUCUUCUUCUUGAUAAUCAAUCAGGUUUUUGGCAAUCUUUCAGCUGUGGAAAUCUUCAUACAAGAAAAGGCACUCUUUUUACAUGAAAAGGCAAGUGGCUAUUAUCGCACCUCAGUUUACUUCCUGUCCAAGAUUCUGGCCGAUGUGAUUCCCAAUCGCAUUGUGCCUGUUCUCGCCUUUGCAGCUGUCGCCUAUUUUAUGAUGGGACUGAAACAAGAAGCUGCAUCUUUUUUCUUGUUCUGCUUGACUCUCAGCCUCACCAGUUUGUCAGCGGUGAGUUUGGCCUUCUUUGUGAGUGCAAGUGUCAAGACCUUUGCACUCGCCAACGCCCUGAUCGCCAUCCCAUACGUCUUCAUGAUGGUUUUUGGUGGAUUUCUGGUGAACUUAAACAGAAUGUUGCAGUGGCUUUCAUGGUUGAAGUGGAUCAGUAUAUUCCGUUAUGGACUGAACGCACUCAUGAUCAAUGAACUAAAGGGACAGAUAUUUUAUAAUAACACAACAAAAGUUCCUGGAGAAAUGUACAUGAUUGAACAAGGUAUUGACUUCAGCACCUGGGGCUUCUGGCAAAAUGAAGUUGCACUUCUGUGUAUAAUGGCAAUAUUCUUGUUUCUAGCUUUAAUCCAACUUAUAAGAGUUAACAAGUAG